Messenger RNA from Acaromyces ingoldii, 2790 nucleotides. RefSeq lists its product as hypothetical. The record is from RefSeq and is a predicted model, not a curated record. Bases 51 to 2747 code for a protein of 898 amino acids. The transcript has a single exon. Lineage: Eukaryota; Fungi; Basidiomycota; Exobasidiomycetes; Exobasidiales; Cryptobasidiaceae.
AAUCACUUCGGGGCGGCGCGAGUUGUUAUGAGGCAAGACGAGUGCGGAAGAUGCCCAACGUCAAGCUCAUCUACGGCCCGGAGCACCGACUAUUGACCAAUGUAGCCAACCUUGAGGGAUUGCGUCGUGUGGCUGCUGACAAGCUCGCCUGCGCCCCUGCCAAGGUUAUCCUUGCUUUCAAGGAGCCCGAGAGCGGCGACCUCUGGGACAUUGAGGAUGCUGGUGUCUUCGAGGAGCUUGCCGCAAACAGGCAGGCUUUCCAUGCGCGUAUCAAGGAAGGCAGGCCUACCACUAUAGUAGGCGCUGGACCUGGACCUUCGACUCUUGGAUCUGCGGCAGCCGGCCAUCCGAGGCCGGUGGAUGCCGCACGAGUUGGGCAAAAGGGACCAGAUGGAGGACUUGAGAGGUCGACAUCGGGACUGCGCCAGGCCCGACAAAGCCGAAGCUCAUCUGAACGCCGUGGACGCAAACGGAGCAAUGUCGCCGUCUCACACAGCGAUGACGACAGAAGAUCUGAGAUAAGACGUGGCAGGCAGAGCGACAGUGGGAUACAUCAAGUCGAUGAAGAAGAGGAGCAGGUCAACCGACAGCUCCAAAUACCCGCAUAUGCUGAGCCCAGCAGCCGCGCACGCUGGAACGAAGCUGAUACAAACGAGUUCUGGCGAGUCUUCGUCUCGGAAGUUCAGCUGAUGCCAGAGCCCAACCCGAUCUACACGAGGGAACAGGCCGUAUCGCUUUUCCGAACGAUAGUUGCAAGGCAUGGAUCCUCAGGGUCCGUUAGCAAGGUUGUGGCUGGCAGGACCGCAGGUGCUCUGGACUCGCGGGCAAGAGUGCUUGUCACCGACGCUCGUGACAGAGGCACACCCCUCAGCUAUCGGAUCUUUGCCGUAUUUCCCACGUCCGAGGAGAAGAGGGCCGCAAGGCUCCAGCAAGCCAGAUCGGUUUCGGCAACGUCGUCAGCAUCUGCCUCUGCUGAUCGCACAGGCUCAGCACGACGAAGUGCCAGUCGCGAGAGGCCGAGGAGGCGAGACUCCAUCGCUUCGUCGUCAUCGCGCCACUCCCAGCAUCGUCCUCAGUCGGACGGGCGGACUUCCACGAAUCGCUCCAGUGCAGCGGCAUCGUCAUCUGCUCAUCCGCAUGUCCAGCAACGAAAGAGAAGACGCCGUGAUGAGCAGAGUGAUGCACAAUUGCUCUCUGCAGAUAGCGACAGCGACGAAGAUGGAGUUGAUGAGCACGAUCGGCGGGCCACGCUGUCCAAAUCAGCCUGGAAUCGCAGCUCCAGAGAUAGACCUCCUCCAGUCGUCAGCGCGAGGAGUGUCCGGGCUCCCUCCAAUGCGCAUCUUAUCAAUUACAAUCCGUUCGCACGCUUCGCCGUUCCUUCAGUGGCCCGUCAACUUUCGAAUCCACCCUUGGAUAUUGGUGCCACGAGCAUUUUACAAGAAGACGAGCCUGGCACGCCUCCGUCAGCCGCGGCGACUCACGCACAAGCGUCGCCAAGCUCGUCUGCAACAAACAGGGCCAGAGGUGUUGCUCUGGAUGAGGUUACAACGGACGCACCACGCGACGCCUCACCUUUACAGGAGAGACAAGGCACAGUCACCGUCAAGUUGGAAGAGGAAGAGAUCGACGGGGAGGAAAGAGAUGAGUUGAUGACAGAUGCAGGAUCGAGCCUGGAAGCCAGCCUUCCUGUCAUCCCCGCCAGAUCCUUGAGAUCUGCAAGACGCACCUCGGAGAGAGCCACUACAGCCAGAGCCGGAGCCGCGGGAAGCAUAAGCGACCUGAAGCAAGCGGAAGAUCGCGCGAGAAAGGCCAUCCGUAGAGGUCUGGACGACCACCUCCUCGACCUGAAGCUCACAGAUCGUCGCAUCACGCUCCCUGCGGUCGUCUGGAUGGAUCCAUUUGUAGAUGCGUUGCAAGAGUGGCUGCCCCCUAGGUACAACACUCGCCAAUCUCCUCCGUACGUAGAAGACGCGCAGCAGAAUCACUUCGAGCGAUUCGUGUCAGGGGGUUUCGAUGAAAUCUUUGGCUGCGCCUUUCGGGGCUUGGACCCAAGCAUGUCCAUCAGGAGAACCUCGUUCGCGGCCUGCAGACUGCUUCAUGAGAUCUUAGGUCGCAUAGCCCUGGUAGCACAGGAGAGCGGUAAUGUCGAGAUGUCUGAUGGAGUCGACAUUCUGUUCAAGCUCGUCGAGGCGAAGGUUUAUGGUGAGACGGACUCAUCUCGGCCUUUACCGUCAAGACAGCCAUGGCCGUACAUCGAUGUCGCCGCGGCCUUGUGCCUCACCACGGCGGGUCUCGCCGACAAAGCCGGUUCAAGCUUGCUCGAUCGGAUCAUGGCCGCUCGCCGCCUGAGAGCCGCCAUCACGUCGUCAACAUCGGCGUCUCACUUAGGUCAGCAAGAGAGUGGGCCUUUCACGUUUGCGUCGCUAGACAAGUUACAGGACUUUCUCAGCAAGCUGAUGGCUUCACGCCAGUUCUUGGCGAGGUGCGAGAGCAUGCGAAGUUUUAUUGUCGAGCACAGGCAGAGGCAGACGCAAAGUGGUGCAUCGCCUCCUGCUGUGCGAAUCAGGAAGGAGGUCCUGGAUCUUAUUGAGGAGGCCCUGGAGGAAGAAACGAAGCGGGUGCAACUAGGUCUUGAAGCUCAGCAGGACUCAGGCCGGCAACACGAUCAAGGCAAAAGAAAAGAGAAACUCGAGGCGAUCUUGAAAGCCUCAUAUGAUUGGAACAGCUCUGGCGACCUCGCCAUCUGAUCAACUUACGAUAACGUUGUAAUAAUUAGCAUUUUGAGAAUCU